UAACCUUCAUUUAACUCAUAUCUCCAAAUGUAAAAAAAAAAACUCAAAAUAAGAACUAAUCCCAUGCUUCUAAACUUACUAUUAGCGUUCAUACUUCUAAUGGGUCGGGUUACAUCCGACCCGGACCCGCUCCAAGACUACUGCGUUUCUACUCCUCAUUCACCUCACCAACAUAUCUUCCUCCACGGAGAUCUUUGCAAAGAUCCCACAAAAGUCAACGUCUCCGACUUCACAACCUCCGCACUAUCCAAACCCGGAAAUACACGGGCCAACCCGUUUAUGAUCAACGUCACUCUCACUACAACCACCAAUCUCCCUGGUCUCAACACAAUGGGCCUCACGAUGGGCCGUAUCGACUUUGGCGCCUCCGGAGUAGUCCCACCGCAUGUACACCCACGCGGCUCCGAAGUGACGGUCUGCCUAGACGGUGUGCUUCUGGUCGGGUUCGUGGAUACGUCGGGUCGGGUCUUUACACAGGAGCUUCAUCCUGGUGAGACGUUCGUGUUUCCUAAAGGGUUGAUACAUUUUCUAUACAACAUUGAUACAGUGAGCUCGGCUGUGGCAGUCUCUGGGCUGACUAGUCAGAAUCCUGGGACACAGUUUGUGUCUUUGGUCUCUUUUGAUUCGAAGCUUCCUAUUCCACAAGACGUUUUGAAGAGGCUUUACCGUAUUAAUGACCAGGAAGGAUGUUGCUAACAUCCGCAAAAGUAUUUGAGGCUGAUGGUUGUGUUUCAAAACUCAAAUGGUAUAUAUAUAUAUACAACUCUUUAUAUUUUGUUGAGAAAAGUGUAUUUAAGUUUGAAACUAAUUGCUAAACUAUGUGUAACUAUAUGAUCAUAUGUACAUGUAUAUAUUUAAUAAACAUAACUAUGAG
This is a messenger RNA of Eruca vesicaria subsp. sativa (arugula), 874 nucleotides long. Lineage: Eukaryota; Viridiplantae; Streptophyta; Magnoliopsida; Brassicales; Brassicaceae. The record is from the annotation of a GenBank genome assembly.